AUAAAUUUAGUUGAAUGACAGAUAAACUUUAGUCAAUAGGUAAUAUCAUUUAAGAUAAUUGUAGUGAACAGAGAAGAACAACUUGUAAAUACAGAUAAUAGAGCUGAAUUUUCACUCGGUAAAUUUACACCAAUUGAACUAGCUUGGGAUAAACUUAUUAUAAAUGCUACAAUAAAAGUGGGAAAGGUAGCGUUAAUAUAUUAAUAUAGAAUACAACAGAAAAAUGUUUACUUAAUAAUCUUAAAGGAGUAAUGAAACCUGCACAUUUUACUGCAAUUUUAGGUCCAUCUGGAUCAGGAAAAACUACAUUACUAAACUUUUUAUCAGGACGUUUAAUAUCUGAUAAUUUAAAAAUAUCAGGAGAACUAUCAUUAAAUGGGAAAAGAAUAGAUGAUAUUGAUAAAUUUAAUGAUUAAAUGGCUUAUGUUAUGUAAGAUGAUAUCUUAUUAGCCACAUUUUCACCAAGAGGUAUUAAAUAGAGAAAUUAUAAUAGAGGCAUUUUAUUUUUCAGCUAAUAUGAGAUUGACAAUCAGUCCAGAAGAAAAAGCUUAAAGAGUUGAAUCUUUAAUAAGAGAAUUAGGAAUAACAAAAUGUGCAGAUACUAGAGUAGGAAAUACAUAAAUUAGAGGUGUAUCAGGAGGUGAAAGAAAGAGGGCAAGUAUAGGAGUGGAAUUAUUAACAAAUCCAAGUCUUAUAUUUUUAGAUGAACCAACUACUGGUUUGGAUUCAUCUACUGCAUUAUAAGUAAUAGAUCUAUUGAAGAGAUUGGCAAAAAAUGGUCGAACUAUUGUUAGUACUAUACAUUAACCAUCAUCUGAAAUUUUUAAUAAUUUUGAUAGACUAAUGUUAUUAGUUAGAGGAAAUAUUAUAUAUUAAGGAGAUGCAGAAUAAGCUAUUAAUUAUUUUGCUAAUAUGGGUUAUUCAUGUCCUAACUUUUCAAAUCCUUCUGAUUAUUUUAUGAAGUUAAUGAAUGAAGAAGGACUUUUAGUAGAAAAAAUAUAAGCAGGAGAAUCUGAAGAUUUUGAUGAAGCUCAAAUUAAAUAAGAAUUUGAAUAAAGAUUAGAAGGAUUUAUUAAUAAUUACAAAAAUUCUAAUAUGAUUAAAGAUUUAGAAACCAAUGAAACUGCGUUAAUUAAAGAAAAUGAUCUAGGAUUUCAUAUUGGAUUUAUUUAAUAAUUUGUACUUAUUUAUUAAAGAUCAUUUUUAAAUGAAAUUAGAAAUCCUAUGGAUGUUAAAUUGAAAAUAUUUUAAUCUAUUGUAAAUGCUAUUAUGUUAAUGCUUGUUUAUUCAGAUGUAAAUUUAUAUUCUAUAUUAUUAGUUAGGUAAAUAUAACGAAGGAUUAUAAAAUAGAUUUGGAGCUUUAUUUUUUAUUUGUACAGCAAAUGCAUUUGGAGGAAUUUAAGGUGCUUUACACACCUUUUCUAUGGAAAGACCUUUAUUUUUAAGAGAAAGAAUUAAUAAAACUUACAGUGUUCAUUCUUUCUUUUGGGCUAGAUCAUUAGCUGAAUUUCCAUUUUAAAUAAUAUAUCCUUCUCUUUGUGUUAUUAUUGUUUAUUAUGUUAUUGGAUUGAGUGAUGAAAAUGUAGGUAAAUUCUUUAUGCUCAUUUUCGUUUAAUUCUUAACUUAUCAAUAUGCUGUAUCAUAUGGAUUACUUUUAUCAACUGUUAUUCCUAAAAUUGAAGUAGCAACUGCAUUAGUUCCAGCCUUAGUUAUUCCAUUCAUGAUUUUAGGAGGAUUCUUUGUCAAUUAAGAUAAUAUUCCUUAUAUAUUCUAUCCUUUCACUUAUUUAUCAAUGUUUAAAUAUGGAUUUGAAGCAGCUGUCAUUGUAAUUAUUUUCAAUUUAUUUUUAGAAUGAAUUUGAUGAUGUUGAUUAUGAAUGUAUGCCAGACUAGUUAUGCAAUCCAGUUAAGAUGUUAUCAAUUAAUUUGACUAAAUGGGAAUGCUGUUAUAUUUUAAUAGGAUUAGCUGUAGGAAUCAGAAUGUUAGCCUAUUUAGCACUUCAUUUAAUAUCCAGUCCAGAAAAACCAAAAUUAUAAUCACCUGAAAACAUGCAAAUAAAUAACAAAUCUAAAUGACUUUUUGUUUAUUAUUAUAUUAUUAAUUCUAAGAUAAUUAAAA
Paramecium sonneborni is the source of this 2118-nucleotide messenger RNA. The record is from the annotation of a GenBank genome assembly. Lineage: Eukaryota; Ciliophora; Oligohymenophorea; Peniculida; Parameciidae.